UAGCACAUCUUCCAACCCAUAGCAAACUAGUUAUUCAACAAUGACUGACCAGCUUUGCAAACUUUUCGUCGGUGGCCUCAACGUGGACACGGACGACGAUGGCCUGCGCAAGCACUUCGAGCAGUACGGCUCCCUCACCGACUGCGUCGUCGUCGUGAACAAGCAGCUGCAGCGGUCCCGCUGUUUCGGCUUCGUCACCUACUCCUCACCGGAGGAGGCUGACGCAGCAAUGGCGGCCAGGCCUCACACCGUCGACGGCAAUUCGGUCGAGGUGAAGCGCGCCGUGGCGAGAGAAGACGCCAACAAGCCCGAAGCGCUCGCUAAGGUAAAGAAGAUCUUCGUCGGCGGUUUGAAGGACGACAUUGAAGAGGAGCACCUCAGCGAAUACUUUUCGCAGUACGGCGAGAUCGAGAAGGCCGAAGUGAUCUCGGAGAAGGAGACCGGGAAGAAGCGAGGCUUCGGCUUUGUUUACUUCACCGAUCACGACGCGGCCGACAAGGCGGUCGUCGUGAAGUUCCACACGGUCAACGGACACAAAGUCGAAGUAAAGAAAGCCCUGACGAAGCAGGAGAUGCAGGCGGCCAACAGAACCGGCAUGGCGCCCAGAAGCAGAGGCGGUAGAGGCAUGCGGGGAAAUCAAAAUGGCUACCCUAACAGGGAUAGCUAUAGCGGAGGCUACAACUACGGAAAUGGCGGCUACAACGGUGGUGGCGGUGGCAGCUACGGAGGAGGGUACGGCGGUGGGCCGUAUAGUGGUGGUUACGACCAGGGAAGCUACGGAGGCGGCAACGGCUACAGCGAUUUCGGCAGCGGCUACGGGCAGCACUCCUCCGGCUACGGCCCCAUGAAAGGGCCUCCCUUCGGCGGGCAAAGGAGCACGACACCCUACAACCGAGGAGGCGGAGGCGGCGGCGGCGGCGGCGGUUACCCACGAGGGGGCUACGGCGGUGGCGGCUACUAAAUAUUCAUCGACACAAGAACAUCAUCUGCCCUCCAGCCAGGAUUUGGACGUCAAAAUCGAAUUCAAAAAACGGGGCGUCUGCCGUGAAA
This is a messenger RNA of Pseudoliparis swirei, 1050 nucleotides long. RefSeq names its product heterogeneous nuclear ribonucleoprotein A0-like. Gene Ontology annotation, molecular function: RNA binding. The record is from RefSeq and is a predicted model, not a curated record. The coding region runs from base 41 to 961 and encodes 306 amino acids. NCBI's taxonomy places the organism in Eukaryota, Metazoa, Chordata, Actinopteri, Perciformes, Liparidae. The transcript has a single exon.